Messenger RNA from Corvus hawaiiensis (hawaiian crow), 1950 nucleotides. RefSeq names its product interleukin-2 receptor subunit alpha-like. The transcript is spliced from 7 exons. Gene Ontology annotation, molecular function: interleukin-2 receptor activity; interleukin-2 binding. Gene Ontology annotation, biological process: inflammatory response. Lineage: Eukaryota; Metazoa; Chordata; Aves; Passeriformes; Corvidae. The coding region runs from base 184 to 894 and encodes 236 amino acids. The record is from RefSeq and is a predicted model, not a curated record.
CAGAAAGCAGCCUUUCUUCUUUCCUGUGGAGCCAGCAAAAUGAUGAUUUGCUGACCAAAGCCCUCGCUGCACACGUAGGUGACGCUCCCAGACAGACUCAUCAGGCAGUAACCAGCUCUUUGGCUUGGUUGGCAACAGCUCAUCACUUCUGAGAAACUUCAUCCUCAGACUUGCGGAGAAAAGAUGUGGACAAGUCCCAUGGAACUCAAGUGGCUUUUGAUGUGGCUCUUGUUUGGAUUCAUCAAGGCGCUCAAGCCAGAGAUGUGCCCACGUCUUCCAACAACUGAAUUUGUUGAUGUUACUGCUGAAAUGUAUCCACUACAGACCAAACUGUACUAUGAGUGUCACCCUGGCUAUUACAGAGAACGUGGUUCAUACCCAGGAAUUCAGUGUAAGAGUGAACAGCAGGGUGCUGUUUGGAAAUACGGGGAAUUUAAAUGCCUUGUUAAGAAAAAUUUUUCAUCAAUGGCUCCCAUGACGGAGUUAGAACUUACACAGAAGCCAGAAAGAGAACCAAGGAGCCCUGCACCCCAGAAGCAAGAAGAACUUUCAGAGUUCAAGCAAAAAGAUUUCUGUGGUCCUCCCAAGACGGUUCCACAUGCCUCCAUAAGGCUGCCUCCACAGCAUUACGUGAGACAAGUCUUACAUUUCAGAUGCCAAGCAGGUUAUGAUAAGAGACCCCCCACCUUUGGCAGCAGGACGUGCAAGAAGGUGAAUGGCAAAAUCAUCUGGACACCUCUUGAUAUGAGAUGCACCAAUGACAGCAACCAGUGGCCACCACAGACCAUUGGGCCAGGUUUCACUCUUCUGUCCACUUUCUCUUCCUCAUCGAGGACACUGCCAGUGACAGCUAUCUGGUUUGUUCUGCUUAUCAUUCCCACUGUCUUGGUGUGACUCACCAAGCAGACAAUAAGGGAAGACUUCUCAGGGAAUCGUGGCAUUCAGAUGCAAACUCAUGGAAUUAAUGACUUGCCACAGAAGAAACCAGAUUGUACCAGCGACUCCAAGAGCAGCAGUGCCAAAUGAGGAGAAAGCCUGGACACUCAAAUCCAAAAUGUGAAGGAGGCAGAAGAUGUUAUGGCUUAAUUGUUACGAGGACAGUGUGACUUUCCACCUACAGAGUGCUGGGAGGAGGAGGGCAUCCUAUCACUGACAGAUGGGGAAAGAGCCCUGCCUGAAACUGCUUCCCAAACCCAAUUCUCCUCCUCCUACCAUGCAGCAGAUAUAUUUCUAAUACAACUGCAGCCCCUCCCAAGCGACCAGGAGUACAUAUGGACCCCUGUCCCAAGCACAUUAGAUGGUGCCACCAUCAUUUCAGCCCACACUCCACCCUCCCCACAAACAAAGCUGCUUUGCUGGACACCUGAUGUCCCCCUGCCUCUUCCCCACCCAGGUGGGUCAAGUGUAGGCCUACUUUUCCCCUUCUCAAAGUGUUCCCUUUCAAAAUUAAACCUGUUCACCCCCUGCACUGCAGCUGAAAAUGUGACUGGACUCCCUUACGGUUCACUAUAUACAUGCAUUCCUCAUCACUCCCCUCUUCCCAGUUAUUUUGGAUUACUCUUUUCCACAACAGUUCCUGCAUCAUUCCUCCAGCUCAGACAAGGAUGCUGCAGAUCAUGGCAGCUGAUUAAUUUGACAGGUCCUUUUGUAGCUGCAGAGCAUGAGACAACCCAGCGCAAAGGCAGCUGAGGACAGGCUCAAGCACACACAAUACUUGACGUGUCCUUACAUUAUUGGGAAUCUGUGAGGUCUGGAUAUUCUUCUGCCUCUUUUUAGCCACGCUCAGCCCAGUAAGAUGGGUUUCACCUGGCUGAAUGCAAGUAUCUGUGUCUGAGGCAGGCAGUGGGGAGGAACAAGAGCCUUUAGAGAGCAGUUCAUCUCACCCUGUUGCCUAAGUAGAUAUAAUAAAUAUAUACUAUAUAUAGUAAUAAAUGUUUUAUCAUGAUGUAA